Molecule: messenger RNA, 2088 nt
Organism: Sycon ciliatum
Lineage: Eukaryota; Metazoa; Porifera; Calcarea; Leucosolenida; Sycettidae
Product: mitochondrial adenyl nucleotide antiporter SLC25A24-like
Exons: 1
Coding region: 196-1569 (457 amino acids)
Biological process (GO): adenine nucleotide transport; transmembrane transport
Molecular function (GO): nucleotide transmembrane transporter activity; calcium ion binding
Source: RefSeq, a predicted model, not a curated record
UGUGCUAGUUGCUACUGACGGCAAUAGCUAGUAAAGAAUUAUAUGAAGUGACUUACACUAGUAUGACGAUCGAGCUGGUGAAGAACGGCACCCAAAGACUAUCUGCUGCGAUCAUCCAACCCUCAUUUGUCGAGAGCAUUUUGUCGUGUGGAGAUACAUUGUACUUUUCAAUUUGAAUGAACUUUUUAUUCUGCAAUGCAUCAAACGCGAGGAAAGCUAAGGGAAACGUUCCAGAAGCAUGACGUCGAUUCUUCCGGGGAGCUGUGUGUCUCCGAGCUCAGCACAGCUUUGAAAGAUUUAGGAAAUCCAGUCAGCGAUGGCGAGCUCCAAACAGUUCUGCGCAAGAUCGACAAGGAUGGUUCAAAGCAUGUAAACUUCGAGGAGUUUUGCUUGCUCUUUGAUGAAGCAGCGCUUAGGAACACGUUCUCCGAGUUUGACACUGACCACAGUGGAAGUAUUACUGUCCAUGAACUGCGAGCUGCUCUGGAAAAACUGGAUGUACAUUUAACAACUGCACAAGCAACGCGGCUCCUGUCAUCGGUGGACAUUAGCCAAGAUGGUGAGGUAUCGUUUGAGGAGUUUCAGAAGUUCUUCGACACGGUGCCGAUGGCUGACCUGCGUACCAUAUCGCAGCGCUGGUUACAGUUGAGCGGUGUGGAUAUUGGCAGUGACCUGAGCGUACCCGUACCUCCAAGCAAUAUGCCCCUGUGGAGGUUCGUCUUGGCGGGCGGUUUAGGCGGAGUGUGCUCGAGGACGUUUACCGCUCCGCUAGAACGUGUUCGCAUCGAAGCGCAGGUCGGCCGCUCUGUUAGCGGGGUGUUGUCGGCAAUGCGACAGAUCACUGCAAAGAGUGAGCUUGGCUGGAGGGCUCUGAUGGCCGGAAACGGAGCAAACUGCGUGCGCGUGUUUCCGCAUGCCGGAAUCGCAUGCCUCACGUACGCGUCACUCGUAAAGUAUUUGCCGUCCGACGGCAAGCUGGAUCGCUAUGAGUACAUGUGGCGUGCACUUGCCGGUGGUUGUGCAGGUGUCACGGCAACAUGCUGUACAUAUCCUCUAGACGUGGUGCGAACGCGGCUUGCUGUGAACGGCGGUGACGCGCACUACCGUAGUAUGGGAAGUGCCCUCAAACACAUCCACUCCACGGGCAGCUUGUGGAAGGGCAUCCGACCAACACUGUUGGCCGUUGCGCCGUUCGUUGCCAUCCAGCAGGCGACGUACGACGUCAUCAAGAUGUCCGCCAUGGAGUACGGCAACGUCCAGCCCAGCGUAGGGUUCUUCCUGACGUGCGGUGCCGCUGCGGGCUUGACUGCUCAAACCGUCGUCUAUCCGCUGGAUCUUAUCCGACGGCGAAUGCAGGCCGACGUCGUCACCAAGGCUGCGGACGUCUCGGCGGCAAAUCAAACCAAGCGCGCGGUCGUCACACACUAUACUUGGCUGGCGCUGCGCGAUGUGGUGAAGCAGGAAGGCGCGCCUGGUCUGUUCCGCGGUAUGUGGCCAACGUUUCUCAAGGUCGCGCCGGCCAUUGCGGUUUCCGUCACCGUUAGAGAUGCAGUGCUGGGUCGACUGUAACCAAACAUUCGAAACUGGCAGGCAUUGAUUGGAUGAUUGGAGCAACAUGGAUUUUGACAGCAGGUAGUUCAUUACCGAAUGGACUAACACUUUGCUUGGUGAUAGUCCAGGUCCGAGGCACUCGUUUAUCAAACUCUUUGUGCAGGCAACAGCAGCAGCCUACCGUGUUGCAGUCUACGCAACUCACUGAGUGGGACGUAAUAUUAUGGAGACUUCAUUCGGUUCGCUGUAAUUCGCUGUGAUUUUUAUAGAAACGAAGCUCUCGUCAAAACUUGAAUCAAAACUUGAAUCCUUUCAUCUAUAUUUAAUUUAGGAUGUGCUCAUGAAUAGAUAGUACGCACGACACAAGCCAGAGCAUUUUUUUAUUGGCAGGCCUGUCUUCUUGCUCAAUUGCAAUGUUGAUUUACAUAAGUCAUAGUAUGUGUGUUCACAUGUGUUGCCGCUCUUCUGGAGAGACUUGCAACUGUCGGACACCCACCCAACUGAAAACUGUGACAAAGUACAUGUAUCGCACUUUAA